Molecule: messenger RNA, 1632 nt
Organism: Prunus armeniaca (apricot)
Lineage: Eukaryota; Viridiplantae; Streptophyta; Magnoliopsida; Rosales; Rosaceae
Source: the annotation of a GenBank genome assembly
AUGGAACCCUUUCGGUCUCAGAGGAAAUUGAUCGUCAACGACGUCGUCUCGACCCUCCCUCUCUACCGCUCUGCUCCCGCCCUUGAAGUUCGUCUCGAAGAGUUCGAGCUUUUCGCCCUCGAUCGCCUCCGAGUGCUUAAAGGGAUUUCUGAUGCAUUAUCACGAGGAAGGAAACCUGAAGAAAUGGAGAAAUUGGCAAUUGAUCUAUGGAAGACAAAUAUGAGGCAUCCUCAGGCAUCCGAGGUCAUCAACAAGGACAUAAUAUCACACUUUGUUCUGCGUCUAGUUUAUUGCAGAACGGAGGACCUGAGGAAAUGGUUUCUUUCCAUGGAGACUGCCCUAUUUCGUUACCGGUUUAAACAGGAAAAGCAAGAAGCUCAGAGGGCACUCAUGGCAGAAUUUGAUCUUCCAUACAAGGCAGUUAGUAGUUCAGAAUUUGAGAGUGUAAAAGAGAAAUUGGUCCUGGUUUCACGUUCCCUUGGUCAAUCUUCACCAACUGCUGAUGACAUCUUCUUCAAGGUACCAUUUGAAGAAGUUCCAGAACUUGUAGCUGGUCGUAGAGUGUUCAUCAGUAAGGGGCAUGCAUAUAUAGCUAUGAGUCAGGUGGUUUCCCUUGUUGCCACACAAUUCCGCAGUCAUCUGUCAAAGGCGCUUAUUUUGACAAACAGAAAAUGGACUACAACUAUAGCAGAACAAGAGAAGGAUCGGUUGACUCCGAUUGUUGAAGCCCUAUCCUCAAGUUACCUGGGACCUGACUAUUCUCAGCCAAAAGAAUUUGCUCUGAUUUCCUUAAAAGACAUUGAUGAUGUAGCUAAGAGCUCCUUUCCUCUGUGCAUGCGUCACCUGUUUGAAAAGUUGAGAGAGGAUCAUCAUUUAAAGCAUGGAGGUAGAAUGCAACUAGGUCUCUUCCUCAAGGGUGUUGGCUUGAAGCUGGAUGAUGCCCUUGCGUUUUGGAAAGCUGAGUUCUCGCGAAAGGUUGGUGCUGAAAGGUUUGACAAAGAAUAUUCAUAUGGCAUACGCCACAAUUACGGAAGAGAAGGGAAAAGAACGGAUUACACACCUUAUUCCUGUCAAAAAAUCAUCUCUUCUACUCCUGGUGUAGGAGAUCAUCAUGGAUGCCCGUAUCGAAAUUUCAAUGAAGAGAAUUUGAGAGCAGCUCUCAAUAAAAUGGGAGUUACUGGCCGUGCAGUUGGAGAUGUCAUGGACAAAGUGCGAAACAGACAUUAUCAGCUGGCAUGCACCUUGACGUUUGAAGCUGUUCAUGGGUCAUCAUGCGAUGCUGGGAUUAACCAUCCAAAUCAAUACUUUUCUGACAGCCAAAAGAUUAUGCAGUCCAAGGGUGAAGUUGUACCACGCGCUUAUCCAAAUUAUUCUCUUGCAGAACCAGUCUGCAGCUUAAGGAGAGCUUUUGGGCAUUGUCAUUUCAGACAGAGAGCAUCGAGCCAAAGUGGACCCAAAAUUUUGAUUGUUCUAUCCACAUCUUUCCACUCAAGGAAAGCCUUUAAACAUCACCUGGAUCAGAUUAAACGUAAUCUUGUUGACGAGAAAGGGGUUGGUUCUAUUCUAGCAAGUGUUGCAAACAUGGCUCCAGCACAAAUUUGGUGUAUAGGUUUGAUUGAUCAGACUGACUAA